Molecule: messenger RNA, 1028 nt
Organism: Phragmites australis (common reed)
Lineage: Eukaryota; Viridiplantae; Streptophyta; Magnoliopsida; Poales; Poaceae
Exons: 5
Coding region: 132-710 (192 amino acids)
Source: RefSeq, a predicted model, not a curated record
CCCCACCAACCCCUCUCCGCUUAUCCAAAUCGCGCGGUCGAACCCAAUCCGAUCUGUCGGUGCCUCCACUCGAUUCCCAGGCGCGUCGCGAACCUGACAGGCCGAACGAAUCCGGCGAGUGAACUGGCGUCAUGGGGACCCGCGACCGUGGCGGCGGCGGGGGAUCGGCGGCGAGGGUCGGCGACGGGGACGUCGACCUCGGCGAGGGCUGGGACUGGGGCAGCAUCCCGCGGUUCCUCUCCUCCGCCUGCCUCUUCCUCUGCUCCGGAGGCUGUUUUGGAUGCUGUGAUAGGACUGUAAAGCAACUAGGUGAGCUGUCCAGGAGCUUAAUUACCCAGGACCAAAAUCUCACCAUAGGAGGGGAACCGUUUUGGAGUACAACCACCAUCGAGAUUGAACAGGCAGAUCUAAGGGGCGUUUCUCCAAUCAACACAUCCACUUGGGGCAUUGAUCAGCAUGGAGUGGGAAGCAGUUAUAGCCUCCCUGAAUUUAAUCAUGGACCCGUUCUUUGGGAACAGACUAGGCAGGAGUGGACUGAAAUUAAAAGCCUACGGCCGAAGGUGAAGCAGAUUCGCGAACCGGUAUUGAGUUGGAAUGCAGCAUAUGAGAGUUUGCUUGGAUCAAAUAAGCCGUUUCCUCAACCCAUUCCUCUUCAUGAGAUGGUUGAUUUCCUCGUGGACAUCUGGGAGCAAGAGGGGUUGUAUGACUAGCGCAAAUGCUUUCAUAGGAAUGACAUAGUUGUUCCUCAAAAUGGGAAAAAGAAUGACAUAGUUGUAGACUUGAUGAGCUAAUGAGGAGCUGGCCUGUCAUACUUAUUUUUGUUCAUGGAGGCCUGUUGUACUUGCUAAAUACAGCAGUGUGGUGGUGAACAUGUAAUGUUAGAAAGGUCCCGAUUCAGUCGCUUUGCCGAAUUUGUCAAAGAAGCAAGAAAGAAAGGUGUCACACCGAGUUGCGGACAUAAGUGUGAUUUGUAUUGAUUUGAGAAGAAGAAAGUAUUCAACAAUCAACACUGCUGGCUGUUGAUUCUA